Molecule: messenger RNA, 1327 nt
Organism: Boleophthalmus pectinirostris (great blue-spotted mudskipper)
Lineage: Eukaryota; Metazoa; Chordata; Actinopteri; Gobiiformes; Gobiidae
Product: ras-related protein Rab-11B
Exons: 5
Coding region: 181-837 (218 amino acids)
Biological process (GO): constitutive secretory pathway; regulated exocytosis
Cellular component (GO): recycling endosome
Molecular function (GO): GTPase activity; GTP binding
Source: RefSeq, a predicted model, not a curated record
CCCUCCCUCUGCAGACUUCAGCUCCUUUUCUGCGGCCAGUUCGCCCUGACAGCAGCCGACUCUGGCGCACACUCCCAUUCCAAACCAUUAUCUAUCUUUAUUAUAUCUUACAGCAAAGACCAUCUCACGCCCGUUUCAACGCAGCGUUUUCCGGGGACCAGCGUAGCAGCCUCGUGUAGAAUGGGGAACCGAGACGAUGAAUACGAUUUCUUGUUCAAAGUCGUGUUGAUCGGGGACUCGGGUGUAGGCAAGAGUAACCUUCUGUCUCGAUUCACAAGGAAUGAGUUUAACUUGGAGAGUAAGAGCACCAUUGGGGUGGAGUUUGCCACACGCAGCAUCCAGGUGGACGGAAAGACAAUAAAGGCUCAGAUCUGGGAUACUGCAGGACAGGAGCGUUACAGAGCCAUCACCUCAGCGUACUACAGAGGGGCAGUGGGGGCACUCUUAGUCUAUGACAUUGCCAAACACUUGACUUAUGAGAAUGUGGAGCGUUGGCUAAAAGAGCUGAGGGACCAUGCGGACAACAACAUAGUGAUCAUGUUGGUGGGAAACAAGAGCGACCUGCGCCACCUCAGAGCUGUGCCCACAGACGAGGCCCGGGCCUUCGCAGAAAAGAACAAUCUGUCAUUCAUUGAAACUUCAGCUUUGGACUCAACAAAUGUCGAAGAGGCCUUCAAGAAUAUUCUUACAGAAAUAUAUCGGAUUGUAUCGCAGAAACAGAUUGCAGAGCGGUCCGCCCAUGAUGAGUCUCCAGGGAAUAAUGUGGUAGACAUCAGUGUGCCACCGACCACAGACGGCCAGAGGGGGAACAAGCUGCAGUGCUGUCAGAAUCUGUAGCCCUGCACGUCUCACCUUCACCUGGGUCAAUUAUUAGUUGAAAUCUAGUGUGCUGGUCUGCUUCCAUUUGCUUGAGGUGCAAUAUUGUGUUAGUCUGCACUUUUUAAUGAGCAAGAUCAGUUCCUUUAAGUCACAAAUGUUCAGUCCUCUGAGCUGUAUGAAAUGAUUUCAAAUCAUAAUGACCCAGGUUUGCUACACUGUAGUGCAAAGCCAGGACUGAUGGUAUUGUUCAAAAGCUACCCGUUACUUUUGAUUGUGGAGCAGACGGCUGAGGCCUUUUCUGUGCUGCAGGCCUCCAGGUAACCCUGCUUGUUUCUCUUCAUACCAGCAGUCCUGUUUUGGGCUUCCUCAUCCUUGUCAAGUCAUCAUCUCAAAGUGGUUUUGAUGCUGCUGAUGCUUUCUUUUUGUGUAAAGUAUAUUUUUUGUUUUGAUAGCUUGUCUGCUCACAUACAUUAUAUUAAUGCCAUGGAUAAAUUUUACAAUACUGAGA